AUGGAGUGGAGUAAUGAAACAGUAUUACAAUUUUUGGAUUUCUAUGAACAAGAAUCAUUAAUUUGGAAGCCAUGGCUGAGUGAUCAUAAAAACAGAAAUCUUGUAUUCGAUGCUUGGAAAAGAAUAGAGAAAAAUAUGGGUGGAAAAUACUCUGUCACAGAAUUAAAAAAGAAAAAGGAUUCCCUAAUGGCAUCGUUUAGGGCUUGUAAUAAUAAAGUUAAGGAAUCUACAAAAAGUGGAGCAGGUACAGAAGACAUACAUAUAUAA
Molecule: messenger RNA, 267 nt
Organism: Acanthoscelides obtectus
Lineage: Eukaryota; Metazoa; Arthropoda; Insecta; Coleoptera; Chrysomelidae
Source: the annotation of a GenBank genome assembly